Budorcas taxicolor (takin) is the source of this 2638-nucleotide messenger RNA. It is a transcript of the gene ZBTB49, whose product is annotated as zinc finger and BTB domain containing 49. Gene Ontology annotation, cellular component: nucleus. Gene Ontology annotation, molecular function: protein binding; DNA-binding transcription factor activity, RNA polymerase II-specific; RNA polymerase II cis-regulatory region sequence-specific DNA binding. The record is from RefSeq and is a predicted model, not a curated record. NCBI's taxonomy places the organism in Eukaryota, Metazoa, Chordata, Mammalia, Artiodactyla, Bovidae. The transcript is spliced from 8 exons. The coding region runs from base 98 to 2395 and encodes 765 amino acids. Gene Ontology annotation, biological process: regulation of transcription by RNA polymerase II.
UCUUGGGUCGGGAAGAUCCGCUGGAGAAGAGAAAGGCUACCCAUUCCAGUAUUCUUGGGCUUCCUGGUGGCUCAGCUGGUCUCCUGGAUGGUGGAGCAUGGACCCAGUUGCUGCCCACAGCUGCCACCUUCUCCAGCAGCUGCACGAGCAGCGGAUUCAAGGCCUGCUCUGCGACUGUAUGUUGGUGGUGAAAGGAGUCUGCUUUAAAGCCCAUAAGAACGUUCUAGCAGCUUUCAGCCAGUACUUUAGGAGCCUCUUUCAGAACUCUUCAGGCCAGAAGAAUGAUGUUUUUCAUUUGGAUAUUAAGAAUGUGAGUGGCAUCGGGCAGAUCCUGGACUUCAUGUACACGUCGCAUCUGGAUCUUAACCAGGACAACAUACAAGUCAUGCUGGACACAGCCCAGUGUUUGCAGGUUCAGAACGUCCUCAAUCUGUGUCACACCUUUUUGAAGUCAGCCACCGUCGACCAGCCUCCAGGCCUGCCCUGUCACGGCACCUUCUCCCUGCAGAGCACCCUGACUCCCGCCACGAACUGUGUCCUCAGUGAAAACUACCCACCUCACUUGCUGCCGGAGUGCUCCGCGGGCGCCCAGCAGGGCAGGGCCGUGGACGGGUCACUCUCGCACGCCCCACCCUCAGUCGGCCUUCACCCGCCCACGGCCGAAACCUCCAAACAAGCCCCCGACCCGUUCGAUGGCAGCUGCACAGAACUGUCUUUCAAACAGCCCAAUUGUUACUAUAAGCUCAGAAACCUGUACAGUAAGCAGUACUACAAACACGCCGGCUGUCCCAGUCACGAGCGAGUGACUGAGCAGCCUUUCACCUUCAGCGCCUCCGCAGACCUUCACACCACGGAUCCCCAGCCCUGUGCGGUCGGCCACGCCGAGUGUGUCCUUGAGUCCUCCCAGCACCUGCCUUCCAACUUCCUGGCCCAGCCUUUGGGUGAAAAUGCCCCAGACCCCGCGUCCGACCACGCCAGCCAACAGCCUACCCGGCAGAUGAGGCUCAAGAAGGCCAUUCACCUUAAGAAACUCAACUUCCUAAAGUCACAGAAAUCUACAGAGCAAACCUCUGAACCGAAACCCAAUGACAGUUUAACCACAAGGCUCGAAGCUGCCAGGGAACAUGGUGUGGAGAAAGUGAACAGCCCCAGCGCCGAAGAAAAGGAAAGCGAGGAACUCAGCAGUUCCGAGAACUUUAAUGGCGUGAGUGAGACAGAGAGGCCCGAAGACGCCGCGGCCCUGGAAGACCAGACCCAGAUGCCGCAGUCCCAGAGACAGUACGCGUGCGAAUUGUGCGGGAAACCUUUUAAACACCCCAGCAAUUUGGAGCUGCACAGACGGUCUCAUACAGGUGAGAAACCUUUUGAAUGUAACAUUUGUGGGAAACACUUCUCUCAGGCGGGUAACUUGCAGACUCACUUGCGUCGGCAUUCUGGGGAGAAGCCGUACAUCUGCGAGGUCUGCGGGAAGAGGUUUGCAGCCUCGGGAGAUGUCCAGCGUCACAUUAUCAUCCACUCAGGAGAAAAGCCACACUUGUGUGACAUCUGUGGUCGAGGGUUCAGUAACUUCAGUAAUUUGAAGGAACACAAAAAGACGCACACGGCUGACAAAGUCUUCACCUGCGAUGAGUGCGGGAAGUCUUUUAACAUGCAGAGGAAGUUGGUAAAGCACAGAAUCCGGCACACGGGCGAGCGGCCUUACAGCUGCUCUGCCUGUGGGAAGUGUUUCGGAGGGUCGGGCGACCUCCGCAGGCACGUGCGCACGCACACUGGGGAGAAGCCAUACACUUGCGACGUGUGCAACAAGUGCUUCACGCGCUCGGCCGUGCUGCGGCGGCACAAGAAGACGCACUGCCGGGCGGGCGACGAGGGGCCGGACGCCCUGGAGGCACUCGCGCGGGCCAUCGAGGCCCCGGACCUGGAGCGCUCCCAGAGCUCCGACUCCUUCUCCCAGGACGUGUCCGUGCCUCUGAUGCCCGCCGUGACCGUCAAAAUCCCCGCGCACCCGGCAGAUGAGGACUCGGUGGCGGAGUUUGACAGCCCCUGUAAGUUCCAGCCGGUGGUUCAGCCCCCGCACGGGCCGAGUGAGCCCGAGAAGCUCAGCCUGGAGCCGGUGAAGCUGGCCAAGCCCCCGCAAGUGCCGCCGGCGCAGCACCAGGCCUAUGGCUACCCGGACAUGGACGCCCCGGCCGGCGCUGAGCCGCUGCAGGCCGACGGCGUGGCCGCCCUGCGAUCGUCCCUGGCGGCCCUGGACCACCCCCCCUGCACCGACCCCCUGGGCAGCCGCUCCACCGCCCCCGCCUACAGGAACUCGGAGGGCCAGUUCUUCUCCAGCAUGACCCUCUGGGGGCUGGCGAUGAAGACGCUGCAGAACGAAAGCGAGCUAGACCAAUGAGGCCCCCGUCGGUCUCAGCAUCAGGGGCCGGGGCCGGGCUUCGGAGCGGGACACCUUCUCACCAGCUCCAGACAGAGCCCGACCCUGACCUGGCAGGGGUGAGCAUCUCAGCACCUUGAGCUCAGCGUGUGGGAGAAAGCCUCCUGGCCCCUCGGGGAGGUGCACACGGGACUGAACAAGGCUCACGGACCGGGUGGUAUGGACUGCGGGGAACUGCUGCUCAUUUUGGUCAUGGUAAAGGGA